CAUGGGUAUGAUAAUUGCAAAUGGUGAACUUUGAACUGGCGACAAAAGACGUGUUCGAAUUCUUUUAAAAAUAAUUAGAGUGUUCCAGGACUCUUGAUAAUUGCGCGAUCAAAAUUUUCCAGUUAAAACUUUUCGCGCCUGGGUUAGGGUCCGCCCGGGCUCUCUCGGCCCACGAGUGCGGAGAAAUGUCGUUACGAACGGUAGCGCAACGUCUCCUGCAAAAUGGUCGUGUCCUUCUCCGUUCAGUACGCAAUCCACAAUAUUACACGCAAGGCAACAAAAUACACGUUGUGGAAGUAGGUAAGACCCAGGGCCAGCUGCCUACGGGUGGUAAUGUCUCUGCUGCAGGGAGACACCUCGGAUUCCUGGGACUCCAUGCUCGGCGGAUAUUUGUUGACAAUGUUUUGAAGCGAGUGACCAAUAGUCUCGCCGGAGAUUUACGACGUCGUGCAGCAAAACGUUUAUUAUUUGGAGAUUCAAGACCAUUCUUUGCUCUGGUUGGCGUAUCGCUGGCAUCUGGUACUGGAAUACUUACCAAAGAUGACGAGCUGGAAGGCGUUUGCUGGGAAAUCAGAGAGGCUGUGUCUAAGGUACAAUGGAACACUCCAAAAAACGACCAGAAUUACGAAGCAACAACGAUUGAAGACAAGCCAGUUGAUUUAAAGGAUUUUGUAAUUGGACCAGCAAUAGCCAAAGGAUGCUCAGCAGUCGUGUAUGCCACUCGUCCGAUUGACCCCGAAGAAAAACAGGAUUCUCAAAUUACUGUUGAUACCAGUAAUAAGGAUCUGUCCAGCUUUCCGUUAGCUAUUAAAAUGAUGUUCAACUAUGACGCAGAGUCUAAUGCAACAGCUAUUUUGAGAGCUAUGUACAGAGAGACUGUACCAGCUAGAAAACAUUGUCAGAAUGAAGAACUGGCUUUGUGGGAGCAGAAAAUGGCUGACAACAAAAGAAUUCUUUCUCCACAUCCGAACAUCGUUGCUAUGUAUUGCGUUUUUGCCGAUAGAGUUCCUGAUUUACCAGGAUCAUCGAAAAUGUAUCCUGACGCUCUUCCACCUAGGAUUAACCCGAACGGCUCUGGAAGGAAUAUGAGCCUCUUUUUGCUGAUGAAAAGGUAUGAUGUUAGCUUGAAACAAUAUAUGGUGGGCAGAGAAUUAAUCGUUCGAAAAUCGAUAUUAUUGUUAGCACAACUAUUGGAAGGGAUUGUUCACAUGUGCUCAGCAGGUAUUGCACACAGGGAUCUCAAAAGUGACAAUAUUCUUCUGGACCUUUCAGAAGAACGUGAUAAUUGCCCGUCGUUGGUAAUAACUGAUUUUGGAUGCUGCUUGGCAGACAAAACUCAUGGUCUCUACCUGCCAUAUAGUUCUCACGAUAUUGACAAAGGAGGAAACAGUGCACUGAUGGCUCCAGAAAUCGUUAAUGCUGAACCCGGACCAUUCACUAGCUUGAAUUACACAAAAGCUGAUCUGUGGGCUGCAGGGGCUAUUGCAUACGAAAUAUUUGGUCAGAAGAAUCCAUUUUAUGGGGAAAAAGGGCAAAAACCACUACUGAUGAACCACAGCUAUAUAGAAUCGGAAUUACCGCCACUUCCAGAAGCAAUACCACCUGUUAUUGUAGCAUUGGUUAAGAAUAUGCUUAACAGAAGCAUGUACAAGAGAAAUAAUCCUGAUAUGGCGGCAACCAUUAUACAAGUGUUUCUCUGGGCACCAAGCAUUUGGUUAAACAGCGACAGUAAAUUACCGUCAAGCAACGAGAUUCUUCAAUGGCUUCUGUGUCUCACGACCAAAGUUCUUUGCGAGGGUCGAAAGAUCACUGAUUCUACGCCAAAUCAACUUUCUCAGAAAUUGAACGCAGAUCUCAUUUCCAAUCGUGAAUAUACUCAGCAAAUAUCUACCCGAUCAUGUGGACGUCGCACAAUGCCCGAGUAUCAAUUGAUAGCCAGCUUUUUAAGUAGAGUUUCGCUGAUAAAUGUAAGAGAUGCGUUGAAGUGGAUUCAUAACCACACUUAAACUCUAGUAUUAUUGGAAGGAAACAAGAGAUGAUUCUUAGAGUAUUGUAUACUGAUGCAUUGAUAAAACAUGAUAUGCUGGUAGAGAUCAGUUUAUGUGCUUUAUCUCUUGAACUUUGAUAAAUUUUAUUUAUUUCUUCAAUAGUCUUCAAAACUUUACAAAAAUGUUGGUUCGGGAAUCAUAUUACUAUUGGGUAUAACCAACAUGGUUACACGCUAUUACAAUACAAGGCAAUCCUUACAUUGAGAAAAAAUGUCGAAAAUGAAUUUCUACGUUACUUCCAAAACACGUAUGCCUAUUCAUCUUACUGUACAUAAAUUUUCUGAUUUAAGGAAGAAUAUUUUUUCUUCUCUUCUGUAACUGCGCGAAGCACAAAAAAUGGUACUGCAAAAUAAUGUUAUGUCAGUCUCUUCUUUUUGGUGAAAGUGCCUUUGAAAAGGAUGUACAGAUAUUAUCAGCUUUAUUUUUGAACCUAUUACGUUGUUUUUCAAAUUUUAUUCUAUUUAUAUCAUUGUUAAUCCACAACAAGCAUUUUCAAUACGUGAAAGAAAUAAGGUUCCUUGAAUAAACAAUUUGUUGUAUUAUAAAAUUGAGCACUGUGAAUUUUGCCGUACCAGCAAAUAUCGAUGAAAGUCUCAACAUACUGCGGAACUACUCGUACUUUGCGAUACACUUAAUUGUAUCGAGAUAAGUAAGAGUCUGUUGAAAUAUUGAGUUCCUCAUGAUGAAUUACAUAACAUUAUUUAUUGGAGUUUGGUUAAAUAUCUCACAGAAAUCCUAGUCGAAUAUUGAUAAAGAGUAUAUUUCUCUAAAUUAUCGUGUUCUAAAAUCUAGCUUUAGGGGAAAUUAUGUUGAAUUGGCUGUUAUUAUUUCAUUGUAUUUGUGAAAACUUGUAUAUGAGAUGUAAAUAUCGAUUUGAAGUUGAACUAGAAUCCAAAUAGAGAAUACAAAUAUACGUGGAAAGUGCUCUUAA
Neodiprion fabricii is the source of this 2979-nucleotide messenger RNA. It is a transcript of the gene Pink1, whose product is annotated as serine/threonine-protein kinase Pink1, mitochondrial. Gene Ontology annotation, cellular component: mitochondrion. Gene Ontology annotation, molecular function: ATP binding; protein serine/threonine kinase activity. The record is from RefSeq and is a predicted model, not a curated record. The transcript has 7 exons. Lineage: Eukaryota; Metazoa; Arthropoda; Insecta; Hymenoptera; Diprionidae. Bases 186 to 2006 code for a protein of 606 amino acids. Gene Ontology annotation, biological process: regulation of apoptotic process; positive regulation of mitochondrial fission; autophagy of mitochondrion.